AAUAUCGCCCUGCCUCCCCGUCCCUCACCUCACCGCCCACCAGCCUGCCUCUUCGUCAUCGCUGAUGUCUCCUGUCUGCCUGCGGUAGACUCGACUCAAACAACGACCGUUAACACUUUUAACUGCCUCUCAUUUAUGUAGCAUCAUGGUAUACCUUCAAGGUUACAUUCCCAGGUAAAAUGUGGAAUAACGAGCGGUAAAUAGAGCAGCGAAGCUCCACCUGUGCCGGGAGGGAAAUGCAGGACGACGGCGGCAAAGCAGCACUCGGGAGCCCCGCAAACACAGCGCAGAAUUCAAUACAUUUGAACGGGCACACUGUAACUCAGAAUGGACACAGUCCCACAUUUCCGGCUUCACCACAGCCACAGUUCGAUUCCCGAGCCUCGAGUCCUACCCCCACACCCACCCCAGUCAUCCCGAGGGAGCAGUGGGGAGGAAAGUAUGAGUUCCUGCUCUCCUGUAUUGGAUACUGCGUGGGACUGGGGAACGUUUGGCGGUUCCCCUACCUUUGUUACCGCAAUGGAGGAGGUGUGUUCCUCAUCCCUUACUUCAUAAUGCUCUUCUUCACGGGUGUCCCGCUCUUCCUCAUGGAGCUGAGUUUAGGCCAGUAUGGAGCAGCUGGCCCUAUCACAGUGUGGAAAUGUUGCCCACUUCUUAAAGGUAUUGGAAUUGGGAUGCUCUGUGUGUCCACACUGGUCUGUCUCUACUAUAAUGUCAUUAUAGCCUGGACAUUUUACUACCUGGGCAGCUCGUUCCAGAGCCCCCUUCCCUGGUCCUGCGAUGCUAUAGCUAAUGCAGCUCUCUGUGGUAAUGGCACAGUAGGCAACAGCUCUGGUAGUAGAGUCCUCAGCCCCACAGAGAUCUUCUGGAAUGAGCGUGUGCUGGGAGUAGUACACAGUGAGGGCCUCCACGACCCGGGUCCUGUCCGGUGGCCCCUGGCUCUGUGCCUGCUGGCUGCCUGGAUCGUCAUCUUCCUGUGUAUGUUGAAGGGCAUCCGCAGCUCGGGCAAGGUGGUUUAUGUAACAGCUACCUUCCCGUACUUUGUGCUCAUCGUUUUGAUCAUCAGAGGAGCUACACUGGAGGGAUCUAUGCAGGGCGUUGCCUUCUACCUCACACCAGACUGGAGUCGAUUAGCUAAUGCACAGGUUUGGAAUGAUGCCGCCUCACAGAUCUUCUACUCUUUAGGUAUAGGAGUUGGUGGUCUGCUCUCUAUGGCCUCUUACAAUAAGUUUGACAACAAUGUAAUCAGAGACACCUUGAUUAUCACCACAGGAAAUUGCAGCACAAGCUUCUUUGCAGGAUUUGCAAUCUUUUCAAUCCUAGGACACAUGGCAUGGAGGAAGGGAGUGCCUGUAGGAGAGGUAGCAGACACAGGUCCUGGCUUGGCUUUUGUUGCUUACCCAGAAGCCCUUGCUUUGCUUCCAGGUUCAGUGUUCUGGUCCAUUAUGUUCUUCCUGAUGCUCUUUAUGCUUGGGAUUGAUACCCUGUUUGGAAACAUGGAGGGCAUCACAACAGCCGUACUGGACGAGUUUCCACAGCUCAGAGGGAACACGCUGCACAAGUCCUUGUUCCUGGGCGCUCUGUGUUUUGGUUUCUACCUGAUGGGUCUCCUGUUGGUGACUGAUGGUGGGAUUUACUGGUUCACUCUCAUUGACGCCUUCAGCACUAGUUUUGGCCUCAUCAUCAUCACCCUCUUCAUGUGCAUUGGCAUCUCCUUCUUCUAUGGUGUGAACCAGUUCUGUCAGGACAUCAUUGACAUGAUUUGUCACUGCCCACCCUGGUGCAGCAAAGUGCUGCUUUACUUCAAAGCAUGCUGGGUUGUUGUCACUCCAUUUCUGCUUCUGUUCAUCCUGACCUACAUCUUUAUUGAGAUGUACAACACAUCACUCCACUACGGCUCCUAUGUGUAUCCAAGGUGGGGGAAAGCACUGGGCGUGUGCAUAGGAGCGACCUGCUGUCUGCAGAUCCUCAUCUGGGCUAUUGUGGCCAUCAGCAAAGAGAGUGGGACACUGAAAGAUCGUUUCAAGAAAUCGAUCCGACCUCUGAAUUCCUGGCGGGUGAACAAUCUGAGCAGCACUGCCAGAGUGGAAGAACGCACAGAACCAGAGCGGGUGGAAGCUCCAUUCACUGUCACCCUCACAGACAUGGAUUUUACAGCGAUGAGAUGGGAGACAGGGGGUCAGGCAUAACAACAUGGAGCGAAGUGAUGAACAAAACGGUGGUAAACAAACUAGGUUGUUGAGAGACUGAGAAAUUUAUUAGGAAGUUUUGGCCCCAGCAAGUUUCUGGUGGCCAUGUCUGAAGAGACUGUGUCCUGCAGCGCAGUGUGGAUUCAUUGCUUUAUUUAUAUUAUUAUGUAUAUUUGAAUUGUGUUUUUUAAAUCUUUUUUACAUUGUAAAAUAUGAGGUUAAUGUUCCUAUAGUUGGGCUUCUCCAGGACAUUGGGAUGAUGAUCUUGCCAUGUAUCCACUGAUCUUAUUUAUUAAUUUAGCCCAGUAUAAUGAACACUCCACAGAAGUCAGAUCCACUGCAUAUUAACCAUAUUAAAAGGGAGUGAGAAGAAAUGUGCAAUGAUGAUUCACUGUGACAUUCAAUAACAGCGGGUCAGUACUGAAAUUGAUACAACUCUCCAUUCUGGUGAAUUUAAUUGUAAUGAUGACAUGGCUGUCAGGCUUAUUUUAAUCCAUUUUAACUUUUAAUCAAUUAAUUGCUAAAAUUAUUUAUAUAAUAGAUUCUGUCAUGUGCAUAAGUUUUAGACUUGUAGGGUGCUAAGGAUUCAUCAUAGUGACCAAUGUGCAACACCUCAGGGCUGGAGAGGGGCAGGGCUGCAGAGUCAAGCUUUGCACAUGUCAACACAAGUGUCAUCUGGCAGCCGAGGUCAAGCUUAACGCAUCUUUCUUGAGCCUUUUCGACCCUGGUAAUAAGCCAAGAGACCGCCAGUGGUUUUCAGGCUCUUAGGUCAUGCACAGCAUGACCAGGGGCUCGUGGCAAUACUACUAUCCACCCAGACAGUUCCCUAGGCCAUGCUUAAUCGCCAUACCCACCUUUUAAUCCACCCUAAAGGUGUGGACUUGGUUAUUUUUUCAACAGAUUAUUUUAUGAUGCUCCUGAUAAUAUUCAAGGACAUCUGGAGCACGACCUGGGUUUUGUAAGUCCUCCCUCCAGCCGGCUUCACUCACCAUCACACGCCUUUUUUCAGCCUCAAUUUUUGGACCAAACAAAUGUUCUUCUCAGUACUGUAGAUCAAAUAAAAUUUUCCAAUCAAAGUCGGCCUUCCAUACUUCCCUAACAUAACCACAGACCUCUUAUCUGAUUUCUAAUUUCCAGCUCCUGUAGAAAAUGUAGCCAAGUUUUUGCUUACAGUGGCUAUUGUGCUUAAUAAGCUUUACAUUGUAAAUGUAUUAUAGAUGGCUUAUAAAUAGAAGUUUGUAACCAUCAUUUCUACAGGAAGAGCAACAAUAGAAGUUUGAAGGUAUCUGCACCAGUUGCUUUUUAUUUUUUGUUCGCUGGAUCCUUGCUUUAAAUAUCCUUUAUUGCAGUGGUUCUCAACUGGUGGGCCUGGAUCCAAAAUGUGGAAAAAGUAUGAGAUACAGAAGCCUUAACUUGAGAUGUGGAACACCCAUACAUUUUCAGGCUUUCUUGUGGUGAUAAGUAAAUAUCUGUCUUUUUGUUAAGAUUUCAACUAAUUUAUGUCAUUAUUUCACGUAACAAAGCAAUGUUACAAAAAUUUGUUAAGAAAUUUCAAAAUUCCAUCGUGUUUUGGGAAAAUGGAGUAAAAUAAAGUAUUUGCAACCAUACUCUUCUGUAAUGAUAGGAUUUUUAAACAUGAUUGUCUUAUCCUGUCUCUUGGUUCAGUUGUUUUUUUUUUCCAUUUUGUGUCCAAACUACAACAUUUUUAUUAUUUAAAUGUGAGUGGUUUUAAAAAUGUGGUUCUCAUAAGGAGGUGGUAAUGGGUCCUGAUGCCUGACCAGUUGAGAAUCACUGCUUUAUUGGCUACAUCCCCCUCAUUCAUAAAUGAGCUCAAACCCUCCUUAAAGAACUGAAAACCAUUGGUUGAAUGUUUCAUUUCAGUGGCACUCAUUGUCAUGGACAUGACAAUUGUCAUAGUUUGAAUCUUGCCAACAUUUCUCACAACUGUCUGAGCACCUGCCCAAACAUGAAGACACUGGAUGUGCAAUUGAUACUAACUGGCAAAAUGGUUAUUGUACCUCAAUUUCCUUGCACUAUCAGAUUACUGUUUUAUGCCACUAGACUAUGUGCUAUGUAAGCCAUUUGGUCUCUGUUUAUUUUUUCCACCUUCAAAGCAUCUAGCUUUACUCAAAAGAUAUAAUUGUCCUGUUUAGGAUUGUUUGCCUCAUCAGGUAAAUUAAACUUGUUUUGCCUUUGUACACCUUGUUGCCCUGUCUUAUCCAUGAGUUAUGAUGUGUAUGAGAAAUUAAAAAUUGUCAUUGUUUUUAA
Molecule: messenger RNA, 4457 nt
Organism: Cheilinus undulatus (humphead wrasse)
Lineage: Eukaryota; Metazoa; Chordata; Actinopteri; Labriformes; Labridae
Gene: slc6a7
Product: solute carrier family 6 member 7
Exons: 14
Coding region: 237-2189 (650 amino acids)
Biological process (GO): sodium ion transmembrane transport
Cellular component (GO): membrane
Molecular function (GO): L-proline transmembrane transporter activity
Source: RefSeq, a predicted model, not a curated record